This is a messenger RNA of Carassius gibelio (silver crucian carp), 4121 nucleotides long. RefSeq names its product GTPase IMAP family member 8-like. Bases 142 to 3540 code for a protein of 1132 amino acids. Gene Ontology annotation, molecular function: GTP binding. The record is from RefSeq and is a predicted model, not a curated record. The transcript is spliced from 7 exons. Lineage: Eukaryota; Metazoa; Chordata; Actinopteri; Cypriniformes; Cyprinidae.
CACAAACUCCGCCCACACAGGUUUCUUCCUGCUUUCAUGAAGGGAAUGACAAACUUCGACAUGCUGGAUGAUGAAGAGAAACAUCAGGACUCAGAGAAGAUGAUGAUCAGCUGAUGAGUAAAGAAAGAACAGAACAUAAACAUGUCCAGCAGAGAAAGACGAGCUGUUGUUCACAGUACUGCUCAGAGGAGAAGACGGAGCAAAGACAGACCACCCAACCUGAGUGAUCUGAGGAUUGUUCUCCUGGGGAAGAGCGUGUCAGAAAACAGUCUCGUAGGAAACUUCAUCUUAGGACGAGCAGUGUUUGACAGUGAAGCUGCUCCAGAUGUUGUAGAGAGAGUCGGAGGAAGACUGAAGUACAGACACCUGAUGAUCAUCAACAGUCCUCAGCUGCUCCAGAGGAACAUCUCAGACCAUCAGAUCACACAGACAGUGAGAGAGUGUGUGUAUCUGUCUGAUCCAGGACCUCAUGUGAUCCUUCUGCUCCUCAAACAUGAGCCGUGUUCAGCAGAAGAUCAGGAGCGUGUGGAAAAGGUGCUGGGAUCUUUCUCUGAGAAGGUUUAUCAACACACCAUGUUGCUCAGCACACAAGAGACCACAGAAACCAGUGACGUCCUACAGAACAUCAUUCAGAAGUGUGCAAACAGACACUUCAGUCUUCAGAGAAGCAGCUCUCCUGAGGAUCUUCUGCAGAUGUUUGAGGACAUUGUGAAGAUGAAUGAUGGACAUCACCUGGAGUGUGAUGGAGCUGCACAGUGUUUCACAGUGGAGCAACAGACCACAGAGAGACUUUCAGAGGCUGUGAAGCUGAAUCUGGUCGUGUGUGGGAGCGACGGGAUGUUAAAAUCCUCUGUAUCAGAGCAGAUCCUGCAGCAGACAGAUGGGGAGCUUCAUGGUCAUCAGAUCAGUGUGAUAGAGCUUCCGGCUCUGACUCGUCUCUCAGAAGAGGAAGUGAUGCGUCAGACUCUCAGCUGUGUGUCUCUCUGUGACCCUGGAGUUCAUGCUUUCCUCCUCAUUGUUCCUGAUGCUCCACUCAAUAAUGAAGACAAAGCAGAAAUGGAGGAGAUCCAGAAGAUCUUCAGCUCAAGGAUCAACAAACACCUCAUGGUCCUCAUAAUGCAGGACUCAGAGCAUCAGACAGAACUCAGUGAAGAGACACAGUCUGUCAUCGAGAGAUUCGGAGGAAGACAUCAGUUCUUCGGUUCAAAAACACCAGUGUCCACACUGAUGGAGAAGAUCGAGCAGAUGCUGGAAGAAAACAGAGGAGAGUUUUACUCCACAGAGACAUUUCUGGAGGCUCAGAUGAAAAAACUGAUGAAAUAUGAAGAGAUGAAGAAGAAAAUUAAUUCACUAGAGACUCAUUUACUGUCACAAGUUUCAAGAGAAAACACAGAUGAUGAACUGAGGAUUGUGCUUCUGGGAAAAACUGGAGUUGGGAAAAGUGCAACUGGAAACACAAUCUUAGGAAGAAAUGCUUUUAAAGCAGAAGCAUCAUUUGAGUCAGUGACUAAAGAGAGUCAGAGAGAAUCAUGUGAAAUCAACGGUCGACGUGUUACUGUGAUCGACACUCCAGGACUGUUUGAUACUGAACUGAGUAAUGAAGAGAUCCAGAGAGAAAUCAGACACUGUAUCUCCAUGAUCCUGCCUGGACCACAUGUGUUUCUCUUACUGCUUCCACUGGGACGAUUCACUAAACAUGAGGAAGCAUCAGUGGAGAUCAUCCAGGAGACGUUUGGGGAGAAAUCUUUAAUGUACACCAUGGUGCUCUUCACCAGAGGAGACGAUCUGAAGAACAGAACCAUUGAUCAAUGUUUGGGGAAACCUGGAUCUCCUCUGAUGAAGCUGAUCGAAGCGUGUGGAAACAGAUUUCAUGUGUUCAAUAAUAAUCAGACUGAAGACCGAACACAGGUGACUGAUCUACUGCAGAAGAUAGACGACAUGCUGAGAGAGAACGGAGCGAGUUUCUACUCAUGUAAGAUGUUCAGAGACAUGGAGAGAGAAAGACAAGAACAACAGAUCAAGAUCAUGAUGGACAGAGUCAGAGAAAGAGAGGAAGUGAUGAAGAAAGAACAAGAGACAUUGAAACAUGAAACUGAGCAACUGAAGCAAGAAAACAAGAAGAUAAAAGCAGAAAAAGAGAAACUUCAGAUCAAAUAUAACAAAGAAACAGAAGAACUGAUGAACAGAAUAGAAAUUGAGAGGAGAAAAAGAGAAGAAGAGUUUACUGAGAGAGAAAAACGAUACAAAACACUAAUGAAAGAAAAAGAAGAGAGUGAGGAAAAGAUGUGUGAGAAGAUGAAGAGAGAACGAGAGGAAUGGGAGAAACAGAAACUAGAGGAAAAGAUGAGAAGAGAAGAAGAGGAUGAGAAAAGAAGAGAGAAAGAACAGAGAGUUUGGCAUGAAUUUAAUCAGAAAUUGACACGAGAGAGAGAGAGAAUGGAAAGAGAGAAAGAAUAUUUUCAAUCUAAAUGUGAAACAGAAGAAAACAAGAUGAAGAUCCUGAUGGAGAAAGUGAAAAGAGAACAAGAAGAACGGAUGAAGAAAUAUGAAGAAGAGAAAGAGAGAAUGACCAUGAUGAUGGAGGAAGAACGACAAAAUCAUGAGAAAGAGAGAAAGAUGAGGGAAGAAGAAUUCAGAGAGAGAGAAGAACGAUAUACAGCGCUGAUGAAAGACAGAGAGGAAAAGGAGAGGAAAAUGCUUGAGAAGAUGAAUCAGGAACGAUUGCAGUGGGAGAAACAGAAACAAGAUGAAAGGCAGAAAAGAGAAGAAGAAAAAAUCGAAAAACAGAUAUUUGACCUUUACAUGGAACAACAAAGUCCAGAUUACAGAAUGAUGCGAAAAGUACAGAGAGUUCCUGUCAACAUCCAGGAUACUCCAGUCUUCCAUCUCCGAUUCCUAAGGAUUGUUCUUCUGGGUAAAAUUGGUUGUGGGAAGAGUGCAUCUGGAAACACAAUACUGGGACAGAAAGUGUUUAAAUCUGAGGUUGAGUUUGAUUCAGUAACCUGUCAAUGUUCAGUGAAACAGACCACUGUUUCAGACAGAUCUGUGUCUGUAGUUGAUACUCCUGGAUUGUUUGACACACGAGAUGUGUUGAACACAGGUGAGCAGGUAAAGAAAGAGAUAGCGAGAAGUGUUUAUAUGUCCAGUCCUGGACCGCAUGCUUUUCUCAUUGUUCUGCGUGCAAAUGACAGAUUCACUGAACAUGAUCAGCAGAUUCCUAAGAUGAUUGAGAUGAUUUUUGGUCAGGAGGUGUUAAAAUACUCCAUCAUUCUCUUCACUUGGGGAGAUCAGCUGAAAGGAAAGUCCAUAGAGAAUCUCAUUAAGGAGAACAGUCGAUUAAGACAUCUAGUUCAAGAGUGUGGAGGCAGAUAUCACGUCUUCAACAACAGAGAUCAGAGAAACAGAGAGCAGGUGAAUGAUCUGCUGAAGAAGAUUGACACAAUGAUAGAGCAGAAUGGAGGAGGAUACUACAGUCAUCAGAUGUUUCAAGAUGCUCAGAGAUACAGACAGAGAGAGGAAGAAAAGAGGAGAAAGAGAUAGGAGGGAAAACAACAAGAGGAAAAUCAAAUAGUCAGAUUCCAGAAUAUCAGAGCAGAGAAUGAAUCUCAAAGACUUAAAGCAGAGUAACAGAGAGCAGGUGAAUGAUCUGCUGCAGAAGAUUGACACAAUGAUAGAGAAGAAUGGAGGAUACUUACAGUAAUUGGAUGCUUGAAGAUGCUCAGGAAUUCAGACAAGAGGAGAAAAAGAGAAAGAGUGCCUACCAUCAUGGCCUCCUAACAAUCCCCACAUCUGCUGAUUGGCUGCUGAUUGUCUCCUCUCCAUCAGUAAGCUGGUGUGUGGUGAGCGUUCUGGUGCACUAUGGCUGUCGUCGCAUCAUCCAGGUGGAUGCUGCACACUGGUGGUGGAUGAGGAGAUACCCACUGUAUAUGUAAGCGCUUUGAGUGUCUAGAAAAGCGCUAUAUAAAUGUAAGGAAUUAUUAUUAUUAUGAACAGGAACGAGCACACUUGACAAUGAAUAAAAUGAAAUACGGUGUGUUUUCUGUUAACUGGCAAAUACAAUUGAUGAAAUACAAUUAGGUGAACUGGUAGAGGGUGAGUUUCACACCAGCCCGGAACACACA